ACUUGAAGCUGUCUCUGAAAGAUGAAGACCGUAGACUGUCUCGGAAUGCGUUUAUGCGACAUCGCAAAGAUCCUGAGUCUUGAACGGGCACUUCUUUGAGAAUAGGCAGGUCGCUGUGAGUCUCCGACCCAGUCUCGUCCUGGACGCACAGCAUGUUACGCUGGCGUCAGACCCUUAGCAGACUGCAUCAACACAGUGCAUGAUGGUGCCAUGUGCUCAGCCAGGAAUGCAGAGAGUUGAACAUGUUCAUGGGUCUUGAAUUACCUGAAAAUAUCGCCCGUAAGCCCAACCGGCUUUUCCCGAGUCAUUUCGGAGGCUUUCAGGUUCCUCCAUCUCGUCUCGGCUCAUCUCAUCUCACUUCUUCGCCCUUCAAACCGUGGCGAGGAACACUGGGGGUCAGACAUGAGAAGAUCAAGAUUCUACCGCUUCCACUGAUUGGAAGGACACUAAUUAGUAUCCCCAUUCUAUCUGUACGGAGUAUCCCAAGAAGAUUGCAACCGAUCGAAAUGUUCUUGGGCUCGGCUCCAAAUCAAUGACCGAGGAGCGACAGCCUUGUUCUAUCUUUAUUCAUGAUACAAACAUCGACGCAACAUCCAGUCCCAGCACAAUUAUUUUCCUAGAUUUCAAAUUUGACGACAUUCAUUCCUUGUUAUACUUCUUCGGCGAAUAUCUGUCCUUCGGUCUUCUCGACAGCCAUUGCCAGCAUCAUUCAUCUCUCGUCCUUCCCGCACCGCUUGAACGUGGGCAACCAUACCUGCAGCCCUCAACCACAUAGGAUUCAACUGGCAACAUGGAAUCGAUACCCACCAGCGGCACACAGACGCCAGCUUCUACCAUGUCAUCGACAACUGACGAGACCAGCGCUUCCAGCGUUUCGGAGAAAGAAGCGGCCACCAUCCACACUGUCAGAAAGUUGGACUUUUCUAGCCUUCAAGACCUGUUUCCCCUGGCUCAAUCCUCAGCCGAACACCCUGAACCAUCGUCCUUAUGGUACAUUCUAACCACGGCCGUACUCCUAUCGUUCCACAAAGAAAGGCUCACAGGAGCCUUGUGGACGUAUCUCGCCACCAACACCGAGUCUCCUCAAACCGAAGAACAACUCCUCGGCAUCGCACGCCGAAUCCGCGAGUCCUGCCUCAAAGCAAGUACCCUCGUUGGAUUUCCCAGAGCAAUAAACGCCCUGUUCUCUCUACAGACCUCUAUCACCACGACCCACCCUUCUCUCUCCAGCACUUUGGCAACCGACACAUCCCUCCGCGCCCCUCUCGAUCCAACCGCCAAAUACGAGCGUGGGAUGUCCUUCUUCCGGCAAAUCUACACCAAACACACCACACGCGUUCUCUCCGCCAUGGACAGCACCUCCGGCGGCGACCUGACACAUUUCGCGAUAAACUGCAUCUACGGUGAGCUUCUGAGCGAGCACACCAUCAUCGGCGCCCAGGAGACCGGCCUACUGGAAUUCGUGUGCUGUCUGGCCGAUGGCUGUGGGCCGCAGGCUAAAGGGUAAGUCAAGAUAUCCCGAUCUCUUGCAUUUCCCAAAUCUUCUCCGUCAGACCAAGCCUUCACGCAAGUUCCCAUCCAGUCUAGAAGCAAAGGCCAAACGCGCCUGUCACUCUGCGAAAUGACUCCAGGUGUGUUGUGUUGAGCCGAGGGUAAUUCGGAAGAGGGCAGCGAACACGCGCUAACCCAAGCGGCGUGAUAGACAUUUCUUUGGCUCUCUGAACCUGGGCGCAAGCCACGAAACGCUCCGCGCGACUGUGCGCCUUACGGAGGAGAUAGCGCAGCAAUUGGGGCUGGCCUGUCCGUGGAAGGAUGUGGAUGUAUGCGAUGAUUUUACAUUUUUGGACAGGAUUAUGCUAGUGUCAGCGUGAGCGUCAGCAUUGCAAAAACUAAGGAAAUGGCCGAUUGGUGAUGCCAUUUGCCCGUGAUUUGAAUGUGCCGCUUUAGCAAUCGGGCAUGGGAUGGCGACGCUCGACCUGGGGAGGCAUGCACUUCGGAUAUAACCAAGCGCACGACGAGCAUGAUGCGGUCCUGCUGUCGAGAAUGGUACUCGGCGCCUACUGUGUCUUCGUGGUGACGCACGUAUUCUUACUUGUCUUCACUGGACACACGGGCCCCAGCUGGGACAGUAUCAGCGAAUUGCUUAUGCUUGGCUUGAUGAGUCGCAAGGCGGGACACCUAGGCCUGCAUGCAAGCGUGGGGAUAGAGACAUUGAAUACAUUGCGCGAGCCGGUCAGUGUCAAGGUCGACGAUGAGGGGCUUGUGGAUUUGGUCUCCGAGAAGGACGUGGGCGGCAAGGUUGGGGGAAUGGUCUCCUGCUGGUUACCAGGUAAUAGGGUUCAUCGACGCUGCCAUUGCUCAUUCAUUUAUAUAGACAUCAGCGAGACUCUCUUGGCAGCUUCCUCCACUCCGCCCUGCACGUCCACAAUACCCAGC
Molecule: messenger RNA, 2436 nt
Organism: Exophiala xenobiotica
Lineage: Eukaryota; Fungi; Ascomycota; Eurotiomycetes; Chaetothyriales; Herpotrichiellaceae
Exons: 2
Coding region: 791-1507 (238 amino acids)
Source: RefSeq, a predicted model, not a curated record